Messenger RNA from Protopterus annectens (West African lungfish), 1513 nucleotides. It is a transcript of the gene SPATA17, whose product is annotated as spermatogenesis associated 17. Gene Ontology annotation, biological process: mitotic cell cycle; establishment of meiotic spindle localization; spindle organization. NCBI's taxonomy places the organism in Eukaryota, Metazoa, Chordata, Ceratodontiformes, Protopteridae. The record is from RefSeq and is a predicted model, not a curated record. The transcript has 10 exons. The coding region runs from base 1 to 1071 and encodes 356 amino acids. Gene Ontology annotation, molecular function: protein binding. Gene Ontology annotation, cellular component: spindle pole.
AUGGCCACACUCGUAAGGGUUCAGCGAAAACUAGACGUUAUUAAAGAUGAGUAUUUCAACAGACACAGGCUAGCCGAUGAAAACAGGAGAAAAGAAUACAAUGCAGCUAUGAAGAUACAGAGCUGGAUUAGAGGAUGCAAAGUGCGAUCACAUAUCAGAUUUCUGCAUAGAAAAGCAAAAGUUAUUCAGAAAAUAUGGAGAGGCUAUAUUGGAAGAAAGCACUUCAGAGCCACAUUGAAGACAGCAUAUUUUAUUAUGAAGAUGAAUUUCUACAAUGAAAUGGCUGUCAGGAUUCAGAAAAGAUGGAGGGGAUAUUAUGUGCGGAAGUUUGUGUUUAAUUAUUAUGUACUGAAGAAGUACCUAAAAGGCCUUGUCAUCAAAAAUGAGAUUGUCAGACAGGAGUUGGCAGAGUUUGCAGAGAUGAAACAGAGAGAAAAGGAGAAAAAAAAUCUCGAAGAAGAAGAGGACAAGAAGAAUUACUUAGCUCAAAAGAUGCAUUACCUCCUCAGCACAGAGCAGAUACCAGGUGUCUUUAACUCACCCUACAGAUCCCUUCCUGAUGAGAUGGAGCUCCGACUACAGCUGGCAAGACCACUGAGCCACAGAGUACAUGUUCUGAAGAAGGAAACUGGUGAAGGCAUUGAUACUUCAUUUAGCUUCCCUCCUUUGAAGCCUGUACCACCAAUUGAUAAGAAAAAAAUACAGGGUCCCUUCCGUGAUACCGCUGAAGUAUUGCAGCAGCGCUACAAGCCUUUGGUUCCAACCUUGCGGGUGGCAACAUCAAUCACUUCCGUCCAGGAGGCCAGAAAGGAGUUCAAGAGAGAGGAGUGGAGGAACCGCCUGAAUGACAAUGUCUUUUUGCCAUUUUCUAAUGUGCUCAAAAACAACCAAUAUCCAGCCUCACUGCUGCUGUCUUCUAAGUAUAGUCAGAACCCAUAUGGAACCAAGUACUUCAGAGAAGAAAAGAAAGAGAAGCAAAUAACUGACAAGGACUUCCAGCGAGUGUUCACGUCAGUGCACCUUUUUGACAAGUUUGGCCUUACGUACUCCAAAACAGGACAUGUUGUGUAAAUGCGCAUUACUGAUCAUGAGCUAUAAAUGCACAUGGAAUAACUUUUAAACUCAGGGAUAAGCUGUUAAAUCCAUAAUGAAUAACUGGUUUAAGUUAGUGUGUUCAUUAAGAUAUACACAUAUCUGACAUUGUUUUAGAAACUGCAUUGUAUUGCAUAACUCUGUGUGUAAAACAACAAUGCAGCUAGACUACGUUUUCAAGUUAUCUUUAACAGACGUUAUAUUUCUCCAAACCCUAUGUAUACAGCUAAUUGCAUUUUCUUUGUCACAUUGAGAUGUCUCAAAUUAUUACCAUGAGCCAAAAAAAAGCCAUUGCAUUUCUUUCUUCAGUAUAUGGGGUCAAAAUAAAUCAAUAACAUGCAGAUAAAAGAGGAAACUGUGAGAGCUAUUAACCUGAGAGGAUGCUUGAAACCAUUUGUGAUUAAAUACAUUGAAUUAUUAA